Molecule: messenger RNA, 3837 nt
Organism: Ictidomys tridecemlineatus (thirteen-lined ground squirrel)
Lineage: Eukaryota; Metazoa; Chordata; Mammalia; Rodentia; Sciuridae
Source: RefSeq, a predicted model, not a curated record
AUAUGAGGAUUUUCUAUUUUUUUUUUUUUAACAUUUCAUUCCUUGGAUUUUUUUUUUAAGAGGCGGCGCUGAACGCGGUCCUUGCAGAGGGGGGCAGCACUUUCACUCCGGACCCCUACCUGGGAGCCCGAGCGCGACUCGAGCGCUGUCACAGCACCAGAAGCAGAUGUGCGAGUCGGGAGCAGCACGUUGGCGGCUGUGCGCGGCUCUUCCCGGCAAGGCUCUUUUGCAUUUCAAGGAGAGAAGUCUAAGUGAUUUUUACCCAGGGGAGGAAUAAUGUAGAUCCUAACCUUUUCUUAUACUUCCAGGUCCCCACGUCUCAGUGGUCUCAGUGGUGCAUCAGGAGGGUUACGAUGGGAAUGAAUGGAAGAGCCUGGAGGAGCCUGUUAAAGUACCGCUUCUGCCUGGAAGAGCUUCCCUUAGAAGUGGGAGAGCUGUCUGCGGUGGCUGUUGACUCUAAGGAGCGGGACACGUUUUAGACGGAAAUGGACGACAGCCGCGCAGGGCGGCCCAGACGCACGCUUCCUGUGGUCUAGUCCAGGAAGCCCUUCCGAGGGGACCGUGACGCUCUGGGAUGUCGCGCAUGCUGGACGCAUGGCCUUCCGCUGAGUGACGAUGGUCCGCCGCGGGCUGCUGGGGUGGAUCUCUCGGGUGGUGGUUCUGCUGGUGCUGCUCUGCUGCGCCAUCUCCGUCCUCUACAUGUUGGCCUGCACCCCCAGGGGCGACGAGGAGCAGCUGGGGCUGCCCAGGGCCAACGGCCCCACGGGGAAAGAGGGCUACCAGGCCGUGCUGCAGGAGCGCGAGGAGCAGCACCGCAACUACGUGAGCAGCCUCAAGCGGCAGAUCGCGCAGCUCAAGGACGAGCUGCAGGGUCGCAGCGAGCAGCUCCGGAGCGGGCAGGACCAGGCCAGCGACCCUGCGGGCCUGCGCCCCGGUCCCGGUCCGGGUCCUGGUCCCAUGCAUAAGGCCCAGGCCGACCUGCUGGCUUUCCUGCGAGCCCAAGUGGACAAGGCCGAGGUGCACAGCGGCGUCAAGCUGGCCACCGAGUACGCAGCGGUGCCUUUCGACAGUUUCACCCUCCAGAAAGUGUACCAGCUGGAGACGGGCUUGACCCGCCACCCCGAGGAGAAGCCCGUGAGGAAAGACAAGCGCGACGAACUGGUGGAAGCUAUCGAGUCGGCCUUGGAGAGCCUGAACAGCCCUGGAGAGAACAGCCCAAAUCAGCGACCCUACACGGCCUCAGAUUUCAUAGAAGGGAUCUACAGGACAGAAAGGGACAAAGGCACUCUGUAUGAGCUCACCUUCAGAGGGGACAGCAAGCACGAGUUCAGGCGACUGGUCUUGUUUCGGCCCUUUGGCCCCAUCAUCAAAGUGAAGAAAGAGAAACUCAACAUGGCCAACACGCUCAUCAACGUCAUCGUGCCACUCGCCAAAAGGGUGGACAAGUUCCGGCAGUUCAUGCAGAACUUCAGGGAGAUGUGUAUCCAGCAGGAUGGGAGAAUUCACCUCACUGUUGUUUACUUUGGGAAAGAAGAAAUGAAUGAAGUCAAAGGGAUACUCGAAAACACUUCCAAAGCUGCCAACUUCAGGAACUUCACCUUCAUCCAGCUGAAUGGAGAGUUUUCCCGGGGAAAGGGACUGGAUGUGGGAGCCCGCUUCUGGAAGGGAAGCAACGUCCUUCUGUUUUUCUGUGACGUGGACAUCUACUUCACCUCUGAAUUCCUCAACACGUGCAGGCUGAACACACAGCCAGGGAAGAAGGUGUUUUACCCAGUCCUUUUCAGCCAGUACAAUCCUGGCAUAAUCUACGGCCAUCACGAUGCGGUCCCUCCCCUGGAACAGCAGCUGGUCAUAAAGAAGGAAACUGGAUUUUGGAGAGACUUCGGAUUUGGGAUGACUUGUCAGUAUCGGUCAGACUUCAUCAACAUAGGUGGAUUUGAUUUGGACAUCAAAGGCUGGGGUGGAGAGGACGUGCACCUGUACCGGAAGUAUCUCCACAGCAACCUCAUAGUGGUGCGGACGCCCGUGCGGGGACUCUUCCACCUCUGGCACGAGAAGCGCUGUAUGGACGAGCUGACCCCCGAGCAGUACAAGAUGUGCAUGCAGUCCAAGGCCAUGAACGAGGCGUCGCACGGGCAGCUGGGGAUGUUGGUCUUCCGGCAUGAGAUAGAGGCUCACCUUCGCAAACAGAAGACAAGCAGCAAAAAGACUUGAGCUCCUCCGGGGAUGGAUGGUGGGCGACAUUUUCUUUUCUCCUUUUGCAAUUCCCCCCAAAGAGUGGCUGCACAAGGAAGAGACUUCCAUAAAGGAUGAAAGAAAGAAUCUGAUGAGCAAAAGAGACCGGAGGAGAAAGCCUUUCAUUUCUCUCUUUGGCUUUAUGCAACAGGAAUUCCAAUCACUACUUUGCCUGCAAAUGUAGCCCAGAUGCACCCCGAGAAGUGUCUGACAAAGGCAGAAUGGUUACGAGAAGAGAAGCCUGCUGGUGUGGAGGUUCUGAUGAUGUUUACAACAAAAUGAGAUCUGUUGUUUUCUCUGCUCAUUGAAAUAUUCAGGAAUGAAGCCCACUUUUGUAGAAAAGUUUAUUAGAAUGAAAGACAGGCACAUUUCUCCUCGUAUGAAUGAUUACACCAGUCAGGCUCUAGUUUUUAGGGAGGCUGGAAUAUUGGAAGGCAGCAGAGGAGACCUUGUGAAAUGUGGAUCUCUGCUCUCCCUUAUGCGAACAGUGAGCAAGAUCAAAGGAACCAGAGGAGAAACCAUAAAUAUCAUAUCAAUCCCCCUCAAGAGUAACCCCAAAUAAUCUUUUGGAUGUCCUUUUAACCAUUUCUGUUUAUUUUUUAUUUACAAAUGCACUUUUUUUUUUUUUGCUUGCAAGUUAUACUCUGCUAAUUUAAUUACCGACUUGCAAGCCUUACUAAGGAAGCACAAGGUAGCAUAUGUUACGUUUUCGAGAAGAUAUUUUGAGAUGCAUUAGGAGAACUUUUCAGUUCAGAGAUUGACAACACAUCCAGGGACUUCAGAUGCGGGUCCUGUCGGGCAUGGGGCGGCAGGCCUUGAGACAUUGGGAAGGCCUGGUCUGGGGCUACUGAGAGAAAGAGGCAUAAAUUUUAUCAGAAGAGUAUAUCCUAAGAGGAGCAACUGAACACUGGAGGAAAACUGAAGGACACUUUCACCAUAAUGGAAAAGGAAACUCACUGAGACUCAUGAUAUCUUGGGAUAUCUAAAAGUCAGAGGACACAUUUCCUCCUCAGGGGAAAUGGGGACCACUUUCUUACCUGUUUCAAUAAACCAAAGUUGUGAACCAAACAAUCUCUUUUCAAAGCAGGGUGCUUUUCCUGGUUUCUGGAUUCCAUAAGAAGAAAUACAGAAAUAUAUAUUUUGUGAAAGAUCAAUCCAUCUGCCAGAACCCAGCGAGAUGGAAGUUUUUGCUACAUGUUCACUCACUACUCCGGGGCUAGGUGGAAGUCACUUAAUUAUUUUUAAAAUUAAGCAGUUCUACCCAAUCACCAAGAUGCUUCUGGAAAUUGCAUUUGAUUACAGUUUCAAACCAUUUUUAAAAAAUAAAUACAGUUAACAUUGAGUGGUUUCUACAUCCAUGUGAGAAUUAUUUAUUUAUUAGCCAGCACCAGAUGCAUGAGCUAAUUAUCUCUCUGAUUCCUUGCCUUCUGUUUGCCCACAGUAAACUCAUUGUUUAAAGGCUUCAAGAACAUUCAAGCUGUUAGUGUGUUUAAAAAAAAAUUGUAUUGAUUUGUACUGGUAGUUCAUAAAAUUUCAUGAAAACACAAGAUAUGAAUGGAAGGUGGCAUUGAACAGCUAAUAAAACACAACUUGUGGAUUUGA